This is a messenger RNA of Striga asiatica, 1089 nucleotides long. The record is from the annotation of a GenBank genome assembly. Lineage: Eukaryota; Viridiplantae; Streptophyta; Magnoliopsida; Lamiales; Orobanchaceae.
AUGACUUUUGUGUAUAUGAGUACUGAUAGGAGGGAAAGGGAACAUCAGUGGGCAUUUCUGGAAGAUUGCAAAGAGCAAUGGGGCCCAUGCUGGUUAAUUGCUGGUGACUGGAAUGACAUUGUUGAUAAUGAGGAGAAAAGGGGUGGUGUGAGAAGGAGAAAUAGCAGCUUUGUGGGAUUUCAGGAGUUUAUCAUUAAUAUGCAGAUGCAAGAGGUGGAUCAGCUGGGUUCUUUCUUUACUUGGGGGAAUAACAGAGAAGGGGAUGGUUAUGUGGAGGAGAGGUUGGAUAAAAUAUUUGUGUCUUGUGAGUGGGGGGUUAAGUUCCCCAACAUGGUGGCCUCCAAUUUCUACAGAUCAGCUUCUGACCACAAUGUUCUGCUGUUUGAUACUGAUAAGCAGCUGGAAAGGAGCCACAAAAGAUUCCAGUUUAGUAGUCAGUGGGCAAAUAUGGAGGGUGUGCAAGAUGCAGUAAAAGAUGGCUGGCAAGUGGAGGUAGAAGGCUCUGCAAUGUAUCAGGUGCAUCAGAAGGUGAAGCAUACUAGAAUGUCUCUUCUUGCCUGGCACAAGCCAAUCCACAGAAAUAGUGAAAAGGUCAUAACUACUCUCACAGCAAAACUGGAAGAGAUGAGAUUGGUGGGCAAAGAUAGGGAUUGGGAGGAGUGGAAUGUGCUAAAGUCUGAGUUAGACAAUGCUCAUCAAGAGGAAGAGAGAUACUGGAGGGUGAAAUCUAGGGCUUUGUGGCUUAAGAGUGGUGACUGCAACUCCAAGUUUUUCCAUGCUUUCACAUCACAGAGAAGAAGAACGAACCUUAUUUCCACUCGGAAAACCCCAUCUGGUGAUAUAUGUGAUACUCAUGAGGCUAUGGAGAGGCAUAUUUUCAACUUUUACUCAGGCCUUUUUACUUCAGAGGGAUCCAGUGGGGGUGAGGAGCUGCUUCAACAUAUUCCACACUCUAUUUCUGAUGCUCUCAACAAUGAUCUAAUCAGAUCUGUGGAAGAGGAGGAAGUAAAGGCUGCAGUGUUCAGUAUGGCUCCUGAGAAAGCCCCAGGAGAUGAUGGUAUGUCUGCUAGUUUCUUUCAAAAAUUUUAG